This is a messenger RNA of Lottia gigantea (owl limpet), 789 nucleotides long. RefSeq lists its product as hypothetical. The coding region runs from base 1 to 789 and encodes 262 amino acids. The record is from RefSeq and is a predicted model, not a curated record. NCBI's taxonomy places the organism in Eukaryota, Metazoa, Mollusca, Gastropoda, Lottiidae. The transcript has a single exon.
AUGGGAAAAUCUCCAAAACAAAAUCAGUAUGAAAUGGGAGCACGAAUUAAACAGCUAAAAGUUGCCACGCACGUGCGCAAACCACUUAAAUUUGUAAUAAAAAAAACAGCACCUAAAUUUGUAAUAAAACGAAAAGCACCUAAAUUUAGACCUAUUAAAGAGAAAAAAAAACCAAGAAUAGAUGAAAAGAUUGAAAAUGAAUUAUUUGAUCAGGUGAUUCGUGACAUGAUUGAUAAAUUCAAAUCCUUUAAAGGUCAAAUUGAAAUCAAUAGAGAAAUUUUUCUAGAUGUUAAAUUUAAGCAUAAUUUUCAAUUAGCGUUUUUUAAUGAUAAAAUGAUUGAAAGAGUCGUCAAGAACAUAUCUGAAAAAUCAGAUAAUACAGAUUGGUAUUUUACUGGUCGUUUAAUAUUUCGUAAAAACAAUUUCAAACCAAUCAUAAGAUCAAAAGUAGAAAAACGAACUCAACUGCUUUUUAGUAUCAAGGAAUAUAUUGGAAAAUAUUGUUACAUUCCAUCUGACGGAAUAUGUUUUAUUAAAUGUGUCAAUUUUGUUUCAAAGCGUGAUUUGACUCAGGAAUUCAAUGAUUUUAUUUAUUCCUUUCCUAAACAUAAUAGAAAGGGAAUAAUGAAACAAGCUCGAAUUGGAAAAUUCAAUGAUACAUAUCAAAUUUAUAAUCCUAAAGAUAGGUCUUCAUAUCCUAGAAAUAUAAAAACACCAUUAGAUUGGGUAUUGUAUUUACACAAUGAUCAUUUCUGUUUGUUAAAAAGAAGUGAAAAACUCUUGGAAUAA